Messenger RNA from Chelmon rostratus (copperband butterflyfish), 1177 nucleotides. Its product is annotated as sesquipedalian-1-like. The record is from RefSeq and is a predicted model, not a curated record. Gene Ontology annotation, biological process: retrograde transport, endosome to Golgi; endosome organization; receptor recycling. The coding region runs from base 166 to 981 and encodes 271 amino acids. The transcript is spliced from 4 exons. Gene Ontology annotation, cellular component: early endosome; recycling endosome; trans-Golgi network. NCBI's taxonomy places the organism in Eukaryota, Metazoa, Chordata, Actinopteri, Chaetodontiformes, Chaetodontidae.
GGCCUCGAAAUUUCUUACAUUUUAGUAGGCAUGUUAGAAAUGGAGAGCGAAGUUCAUUAGUCUUGUUUUUUAAAUCGAAUUUGAGGAGGCACGGACGGAAACACGGACGGUGAGACGCUGCCGCCUUAAAAACAGGUUCCGUCCUAAGCAGCCUGCGAUGUUGAAAUGAAGCUUGAUGAAAAAAUUAUCUCCUAUUUUGAAUCUUGCAACUCACCAAUAGACAAAGAAGGGUACCUGUACAAGAAGGGAGAGAUAAAGACUUCCUAUCAGAAGCGCUGGUGCAUUCUGAAGGGAAACCUCCUCUUCUACAAGGACCGGCAGGCUGACCGGGACCUGACAGGGGUGAUUGUUCUGGAGGGCUGCACCGUCCAGCUGUGCGAGUCCGAGGAGCAGUUCGCCUUCUCGCUGGUGUGGAGCGAGCCGGGCCUGCGGACGUACAAGUUCGCCGCCGAGGACCAGGCCAGUCAGGAGAGCUGGAUCAAAGCCCUGCUGUCGGCCAACCACAGCUAUCUGUCCCUGCUCGUGAUGGACCUGGAGAAGAAGUACAGAGAUGCAUUAGGUGAGUUCUCCAGUGAACCAGCCAAGACGUUCACCAUGCCAAAUUUCAACACAGCAGAAGUGGGAUAUCCUGCGGCCUGUUUGAGCGCACAACCUUCAGCACUCUCUUUGUAUCCUGCACCAGGUGUGGGAGCAGGACCCAGCCUGAGCGCCAAUCAGAUUCUUCAAGCUCCAACCCUUUCAUCCAAAUCAGCUAGUAAAAAAUCACCCAAACUGUGGCCCAAGAGGAAUGCAAAUGUGGUGCCUAUUAACACUCCUGCUGCUCCACUAGGGGAGUGGUCAGGGGUCUGUUUAGGCACCAAGGAGGAAUUUAGUAAAUUGCAUGAAGAUUUUGGAAAAGAGGUGAAAGAACUGAUUGCUGAUUGGUCAAAGAGGGGCCGAGGAGAUGUUGUUGGGGAAGAAAACUUAAUAGAUUUUGGUUGAUAAAUGUGGAAUAUACACACUGUCUAAAUCCUAAUUUCAAUAACUGUUGCUGCAUUCCAAAGCUAUAAUGUAAAUAGGAAUUUUAACAAUAAUUGCUAAGAUUUAUUUCAUAUAUAUGUGUAUAUUUUGUUCAAGAGCAUACUGUUUCUAUUUUACUUGUUAUGACAGAGUCAAUAAAUGAUCCAUGAUCUCCUGC